Messenger RNA from Aedes albopictus (Asian tiger mosquito), 2527 nucleotides. Its product is annotated as protein claret segregational. The record is from RefSeq and is a predicted model, not a curated record. Gene Ontology annotation, biological process: microtubule-based movement. NCBI's taxonomy places the organism in Eukaryota, Metazoa, Arthropoda, Insecta, Diptera, Culicidae. The transcript has 3 exons. The coding region runs from base 196 to 2358 and encodes 720 amino acids. Gene Ontology annotation, molecular function: microtubule binding; ATP binding; microtubule motor activity. Gene Ontology annotation, cellular component: microtubule cytoskeleton.
CGAAAUUUCAAUUUUUCUUUGCCCUGCUGUGAGUGCGACGACGCUUUUACUGGCAAAAUAAAACGGUUAUUCGCAUGCAGGAAGCAAAAGUUUCGUUUUCACAGUUAAAAUACGUGUUUUUGUUGCGAAAAUAGUGCUUGUUUAUUGCUUUUCUGAAGGAUAUUUCAGGAUUGACCUGCGAACAACGUUCGUUCAAUGAUGGAGUCGAAGAUACCCAAACCAAGUUUUAUCAAGAAACCAACAGGAAUGGCCAGUCUGCCGGGUAACGCCCGGCUACCGUUGGCCGAUAUGUUGAAUGUUCCGGCUGAUUUGGAUUUCCACGGGAAACGGUUCGCUUCGCCCGAGAUGGUGAAUGCCGCCGUGCUGGGCCGAACGAAAUUGCGUCGCAGUCGCUCGGCAACGGACCUCAGCAGGCCGAAUUUUCAUCGACCGAAAUUUGUGCCAAAUUUGGAUACGAUUUCUUCGGCGAAAAGUCAUCAAAAUUCGACCGGUGUCUCGCAGAUGCAGCAUAAAUCGACGAACCUACGCCGAAGUGUGUCCACCAGUGACAUCGUCAUGAAGAUUCCCCCCACUGCCAGUUCGGCGUCGGAUGCAAACGGCGCUCAGCAACUGAAGCGGCAGCUGUCAUCGAUGACGGUAGGAUUGCCCCCGAAGGCAACCAAAACGGUCGGAACGGCAAGUGCUACGGGAAAGGUUUUUGCCACAAAAUCAGUUACUUCCACAGUUGCUCCCGUGCGAAAACCAGCGACCGGGGUAUUUAAGGCGAAAGUGGUUCCCUCGAAGGCGGGUUCGGUCAAUUCCAGUACUUCCAGUGAAAAGUCCACUUCCAGCGGUGGAGCAGCUAAAAAGGUCAUCAGCAAGCGGAUUCCACCGUACGACUACAAAGCACGGUUCAACGACCUGCUGGAAAAGCACCAGGUACUCAAAGAUAAGCUGGAGAGCCUUCGGCAGGUAAACUCUGAUCUAGAAUCGCUGCCACAAAAAUAUGACGAUUGUCUCAAAGAACUAAGCAAAUUGAAACAAGAUCACGAGAAACUCAACGCGGAACAUGCCUCGGUCGUCGGUGAAAAUUCCAGCCUCAAGCUGAAGAACGUUUCGCUUUCCACCAGUUUGAACGAAACGGAACAAGAGUUGCGCUUGCUGAAGGACCAAUACAAUACCGCAGAUACCGAACGGCGGCAACUUCGAGAGUUGGUAAGAACCCUGCAGGAGAAAUCGUCCGCUUUGGAACAGCAGAAUGAAGCCCUGCGGGAAGAUAACGACAAGAAAGCCGAGAUUCUGUUCCGAGCCAACAUCGAGCGAAAGGAUUUACAUAACACGAUCAUGGAUUUGCGCGGGAAUAUUCGAGUCUUCUGCCGAGUACGACCUCCGUUGGGUUCCGAAGCGGAUCGACUGGAAAGUGCCUGGAAGUAUCUGGACGAGCAAUCGUUGGAGAUUGGGGCCACCGAUGGAAGCGGCAAGCGAAUGGAGUUCAGCUUCGAUCACGUGUUCCACUCGCGGACCACGCAGGAGGACAUUUUUGAAAACGUGGCCCCACUCAUUCAGUCCGCGUUGGAUGGGUACAAUGUUUGUAUCUUUGCCUAUGGGCAAACCGGCAGCGGUAAAACCUACACCAUGGACGGUGUGACCGAUCACCUGGGUGUCAUCCCACGGACGGUGGAUUUAAUUUUCAACGCAGUCGAGGACUACAAACGGCUCGGAUGGGAGUAUGAGAUUCGCGUGAACUUUUUGGAAAUCUACAAUGAAAUUCUUUACGAUUUACUGGAUUCAUCCGGAACCACCAAGGAACUUGAAAUUCGCAUGGCUAACGCAAAGAACAAAACCGAUGUUUAUGUAUCGAACAUUAUCGAAGAAGCCGUAAAAACCAAGAAUCAUUUACGCCAGCUAAUGGCAAUCGCAAAAUCUAAUCGAGCCACAGCCUGUACCGCUGGAAACGAACGGUCCUCGCGGUCGCACGCAGUUACAAAAAUCCAGCUGAUCGGUACCCAUCGCGAGAAGACUGAGCUCAGCAUUGGUUCCAUCAAUUUGGUCGAUUUGGCAGGGUCGGAAAGCCCGAAGACGAGCACCCGAAUGGAUGAAACGAAGAACAUCAACCGAUCACUCAGCGAGCUCAGCAACGUCAUCUUGGCACUGGUGCAGAAGAACGAACACAUCCCUUACAGAAAUUCCAAACUGACGCACCUGCUCAUGCCCAGCUUGGGUGGCAAUUCAAAAACGCUGAUGUUCGUCAAUGUUUCGCCCUUCCAGGACUGCUUCAACGAAACCGUGAAAUCGCUAAGGUUCGCUUCACAGGUGAAUGCGUGCAAGAUGCAAAAGGUCAGAAAGAACAAAAUUCUAAACAAUUCUAGUAUGUUUUGAGCAUUGCUUCUUGUUCGUUUACUAUAAAGACAAUUUAUCUAUUCGAGUUAUAAGUUUUAUGUAUCUUUCUUAUUUUAUUAUUAACACUAAUUUAACAUAUGCCUCCACCAAAAUCUACAGACUAUAACUAAAAUUGUUCAAUAAAUGUGUAUUUCAUACUAAUGACGUA